Molecule: messenger RNA, 2565 nt
Organism: Scleropages formosus (Asian bonytongue)
Lineage: Eukaryota; Metazoa; Chordata; Actinopteri; Osteoglossiformes; Osteoglossidae
Product: serine protease HTRA2, mitochondrial-like
Exons: 8
Coding region: 9-1364 (451 amino acids)
Biological process (GO): programmed cell death; proteolysis; positive regulation of apoptotic process
Cellular component (GO): mitochondrion
Molecular function (GO): serine-type endopeptidase activity; protein binding
Source: RefSeq, a predicted model, not a curated record
AAAGAAAAAUGGCCGCGACUGUCAGCGGACGUUUAUUGUUGCGAAAAUUAAGAAUUUGCAGUCGGAACAUUUGUAGUGAGACGCGUGUUGUUUCACAGCGAACGCUGACAUUCUUUUCAGCGCACCAGGAUGCGAGUCAUGGUGCAGACAGGAGGAGCGGAGCCGCCGCUGGCAACGAGAGUUCAGCAGCGGCAGCGGCGGCGGGAGAAGCCUGGUCUGGCGGCUGGGGGCAGUGGGGCCGCGGCUCGAGCCGAACCCGUCUGCUGAGAACUGCUGUGGCCCUCGGGCUGGGCUUCGGGGGGGCCGCCUUUCUUAAAUCCUGCUGGGAUGAAGAAGCCGGCCGUGUUUUUGAACUUUUUCCGGGAUUUUUUCCUACGGCGGAGUGUGCCGCUCCCUUCAAACCCGACAGCCCGCGAUACAGAUACAACUUCAUCGCAGACGUGGUGGAGAAGUCGGCGCCGGCCGUCGUCUAUAUCGAAAUAAUGGGCCGGCAUCCGUUUUCUGGGAGAGAGGUCCCAAUCUCAAAUGGCUCGGGCUUCAUCGUCAACAGCGAUGGGCUCAUCGUGACCAAUGCCCACGUGGUGGCCAACAAGCGAGGAGUAAGAGUAAAGCUCACCAAUGGGGAUAUUUACAACGCCACAGUUCAAGAUGUCGACCAGGUGGCGGACAUCGCCACCAUUAAAAUCAACGCUCAGCAUCCCCUACCCACUCUGCCCUUGGGGAAGUCUUCUGAGGUGCGGCAGGGUGAGUUUGUGGUUGCCAUGGGAAGCCCCUUUGCCUUGCGCAACACCAUAACAUCAGGCAUCGUGAGCUCGGCACAGAGAGGCAGCCAGGAGCUGGGCUUGUCCAACUCCGACAUGGAAUACAUCCAGACUGAUGCCACCAUCAAUUUUGGGAAUUCUGGAGGGCCUUUAAUUAACUUGGAUGGUGAGGUCAUUGGAAUCAAUACCAUGAAGGUGACAUCAGGCAUCUCUUUUGCCAUACCGUCAGAUCGCCUCAAGCUCUUCCUCAGCAGUGCCACAGACAAGAAGAAAUCUUGGUUUGGUGAAACGGCGACAAAGCAGCGGUACAUUGGAGUGAUGAUGCUAACGCUGACACCAAGUAUCAUUAAACAGCUGAGGAUGCGGGACCCCACCUUUCCAGAUGUGACCCAUGGGGUCCUCAUUCACCGCAUCAUCAUUGGCUCUCCAGCCAGUCUGGCAGGCCUAAAGCCCGGUGACAUUGUGCUGGAGAUCAAUGGCAGUGUUGUGAAGACAACAGAGGAGAUCUAUAAUGCAGUUCGCAGCAGCAACAGCCUCAACAUGGUUGUGCGGCGGGGUGCUGACCUACUCAUGCUGCAUGUUGCCCCAGAGUUUGCAGAGUGACCGCACGCCACCCAAGGGAACACCAGCACAUGCUCCUGCUGUGUGGCGCAAUGGGGUCCUAGGUCUACAGAGACUGCUUCCCUUGGGUUUUGUUAGCUGUGCUCUAACUGAAAUCCCUUGAGCAGUUGCUGCAGGUGCUGAGGAGCCCCGAUGCAGAUGCUCCCUUUUUUCCCCCCCCGAAGUGUACCACUUGCGCCUUGAGUUCAGCAUUUGGCACAGGUAUUUAUGGACAUUGCUUAAAUGGAUUUGUGUCACAUGUGUACUGUGAAGAAGCAGCUAUGUAAAUGUAUUCUAGUGUACUAUAUGUUCCCCUGUGUUCAAACAUAAGGGCUGGACAGAAGUGCUGUAAAAAGGGUACAAAGCAGAAUUCCACACAAAUCAGUGCAACAGGCUUUGCGUUGGAGUGACUGGGAGCAUUAUUCUAUGAUAAAAUGCCUAAGCUCCCACUUGUUUUAAGACUAAUUUAGAAUACAGAUAUGGAUCCAAGAAUUAGGAAAUAUUGAAUAUAUGUUUAGUGAAAGGGAUAUUUUAAUUCAAAAUGUCCAAGCUUUGUGGAAUAUUUCUUGAGGCAUAGAACUACUGGAGCGUUUUCGUUAACAAUUGUUCCACCAUUUAAUCAGACUUUUUGCGGAUACCACUAAUUUUUUUAACUUAAUUUGUAAUUUUCUGUAUUUUUUUGGGGAGAAAAGCAUUCUGUUUUGCUGGUCUGAAUGCAAAUUGCAGGAGCUUUUUGCAUUGAGCAUGGUAUUUCAAAUAUUUGAAUGCCAUUGAGUAUAUAAAUGAAUUUAAAAACUACAUUUUGAUAAUUAAAAGCAAGUCCAAAAUUAAAUGUUUCUUACCUCAAACUUUGAGGGAAGAGAAGUCAAGACUACUUCAUUUUUGCUGGAAUGAGUCUUACUCCAGAAGUAUGUAGCCCUGUGUGUGCUACUCUGCAAUAGACUGGCAUCCUGUCCAGAGUGUAAUCCCCUAGGUUUGCGCUCAAUGAGUCCGAGAUAGUCUGGGUGGCAGUGGUCCGGAGCCUAGGACAAGCAGUUAGCAAAAAUGUGUGAGCGUUUACAGAUCCUAGCCUGUGAAUAAAUUGUCUGUAUUGUGGUUGGAGUUACAAAGAGACUUCCAUUCACAAUGGUUUGUAAGCUGAGUACACAAACACACACCUGAAACCGCUUGUCCCAAGUGGGGUCACGGCAAACCAGCGCCUAAG